AUGUUUGUACCUAAGGCGCUUUCAUCAACAGCUUCUCUGCGCAAUCCUCGAAGGCGCCAGCGUACAAACUCAGAUGAAUCUCCAAAGCUACCGAGUGCGAAGAGGCAGCGAUCUGUGCUGCGUCAAGAAGAUUCAGAAUCAUCAUCCAAAUCUCUGACUGAGCAUCUUGUCAAGCGCGGAUUGCAAGAAUGCCCGUCAACGUCGUUGGAAGAGGACCUCGCGAUCGCAGAAAGUCUCAACGUCCACCGAAGCAUCCCGAUAAGGAUAGCCAAAAGGCCAGAUAAACAUGAGGAUGGGGGUGAUGGAACAGUUGUGCUUCUACCGACUUUGCCGGACCAAGUACUUGGUUUGCAAUCAGGCAAGGGUUCAUUUGGUACCAGUCAUGGAUAUGCUUUAGCUCUAACAAGUUCACACGCCAUCAUCUGGCCAUAUGCGACUACAACUCCAUCGUCCUCUCCUUCAGAUGUUUUUACUCUGGCAAUACCUGAGUCAUGCACAGAUUCUAGCGAUGAUAUUCCCCUGGGAUUGCUUUUAUCAGCCGCUGCAGGCGGAGCACCAGGGUUGAUGGUAGUUAUGCCGCAUUCUGGGAAAGUCAUAUACUGGGAAACUGUAUCGAGUGCUGCGUCAUUAGGGUUCGCCAGGCAAAAACAAUUCGGCCUUCAGGGGUGCAUGCACGGUCUGCUCUCUGGAGAGCACGCCACUGAGGUAUUGAAUAGCGAGCCGUCUGGUGUUGUUGUCAUAUUUUCCACCGGAAGGAUUGCUCAUAUUACUAUCAGAGACCCUCAGGGAAGGCCAGCAGUGACUGCUUCUUUUCUAAGAAAUAGCUCAGGUGGCGGUAAAGCUGGGUUGCUAGGGAGCUUGAGAAACGCCUUUGGGGGUGGCUUUUACCGGAAAGAUAUUGCUGCAGUUCACGCAGGCGAAUCCCACCAGCGUGGACAACGAGAUGUCAUAAUUGCUACGUCUAUCGGUCUUUUCGAAGUUUGGGACACCCAUUGGAAUAAUGGAAGCAUGCUAAAACAGCAAUUUGACGUGGAAUAUCUCUUGCGUGAAGCCCUUGGGCUCCAAUCCCAGGAUGAAACCGAUGAUCAUCGCCUAAGGGUCUUAGACUUCGCAUUGUCGGAGGCCGAAAGCGACGAUAUUUCACAUCUCGACGGUUCCCACUCAUGGUUUAUUACAGCGGUCGUUGUUUGUGACUCAAGAAUUUCUUGGGACAUGUUCGUGGUGCAAAUGAGGCUUUCCGACGAUGUUCGAAUAAUAUCAACUACUGCAAUUGAUUCGCAUGGCCUACCCGCACGGCUGGACUUCUCCCAGGUCAAAUUAUUCGUGCCAAGGCCCGGACAAAUCGCGUUCAUUCUGGUUGGGCAGUCGGUUCUUUUACUAUCAUUGCCCGCGUCUGAACAGCCUGCUGUUUCGCAGGACGCGGUUUCUGGCACCCAUCAAGGGCGAAUAUUCAGGGAUGUCAUCCCCCUGCGAUCUGGAGAAAGCUAUGAGAUAUUAGGGAGCGGAUGUGAAAGUGGAAUUGGUGAAGAAUCCUCAGCUGCAUGCCUCCUCAUGGUUCGAGAUUUUGGUAUCAUCCGAAUAACAGCUGUGCUCAAUGAAAGAACAAACGACCAUGUUGAUGUUGGCCGAAUCACUGCAAAGCACAAAAUCGAGCAGGCCAUUUUCUAUGGCACAAUGACAAAGAACCCAUUGGAUUUAACUAGUCCCGAUGGCUUAGGCUUCCCAGUCAACGAAACUGAGCAGGCUGCAUUGGAAAUAUGCUGGGAAUUGAUGCGAUCUGCAUCAGGAUUCAUUCCUUCCUCUGGUAUUUCCGUGGAUCAGAACUUGAAGCUUAGAGCGAAAGCCCUGGAUGACCUCGCCCUCUUAUUGACACAGCAAAAUAAGGCCCUCCGUCGUGAAGUUUGGUGGGAGUUACUCUGGGGCGCGGAGAAGCUUGCAGCCCAAAGAGCUAUGUGGAAGUUAGAAGACGAAAGCAGGAAAUGCGGCAGCAGAACGUCAACAUUGCUGGCUCAUAUAAUUGACUUAAUGAGCGAAAAGUUCAAAACAAAGAUCGAGAAGCAAAGUGGGGAUUGUGAUCCAGUGCGCCAUUGGUUUCUAUAUGAUACUUACCAGAUGGAGCACAUUGUGCCGUGGAUAUUCAACGCGAUUAGGCCUCAAAAGGGAAACUCCACGAAACAGGGACGGAGGAUGUCUGAACAGCUACUAGAAGCUAGUGAACUCUCUCUGGCUGUUCUAGAGACCGCAUUUCGUUACCGGGACGAACAUUCCAGCCGGUACGGGAUAAGCGACGGCUAUUUGGAGGAUGGUGUUUUAGCGAGUGACUAUAAUGGCCUCGCGGAAUUUUGGACAUCUCAGCGCUAUGGCUACGUCGAAUUCGGACAUCUUCUAGAUCUGGAGCUUGAUAGUUGCAGGGCUUGGAUUCAACAAACAGGAGUCGGCAUUGAGCUACCUGAUGAUCAAACCGUGCAAAGGAUCGCCAAAAACAGUGCCAAACAGCUCCAUGUUCUAGGGCAUAUGCAUUGUGAACGGGUCCGGUGGCUUUCAGCCCAGGAGGAUCAAAAGCUUGUCGACGAAGGACUCACGACUGAGCAUGCUCAUAUCAAACAGCGGAAAUGGCAGUUGUUCAAAUUGGCAGGGAUAGGUCACCUGGAAGAUGCCAUUAACCUUGCCGAACAGUUUCGAGAUAUGGGGGCACUUGUGGAACUCAUAAUUGAACUCCAGGACCAAACCAAAAGUCUUGUGGUGUCUGAAAGUUCACUGGGCAGAGUUGCAAAUGUUGACGACGAUGCAUCCGAGCAGCUCAGUAAAAGGAUUUCAUUUUACUUUGAGAGAUUUGGUGAACCAUGGGCAGACGCUUUUUUUUCUCGACAGAUCACUAUGGGACAAUCUGGGAUUCUGUUCGCGAUGAAGAAAUUCCAGCCCUUCGUCACUCGAUUCUUGCGGAAGCACCCGGGUUAUUUACGGCUGGGCUGGAUUAAUGAUGUGAUCGGCGAAAAUAACUAUGAAUACGCCGCCCGAUCCUUGGAGAAACUGGCAACUAAACAUGAAUCAGAUAUAUGGAGUCAUCGUGUCGAGUUGUCUCUAGCAAAGCUUGCAAAUCUAGCGGCCUGGGAAGAAUCUGCUAUGCCAGAUAGUCUGGUCGUUCGCAGGAAUAUCAGGCGCUUGGAAGAUUUUGCGGAAAUAGACGCUGUGCAAGAAGUCAUCUUUGCUUAUAUUGCACCAGUGCUGCACAGUGCGAUUGACGAGAAAGCGGAGAUUGAUAUCGCAGUCGAAAAUUUCCGCAAACCAACCGCCGGCGAUAGACCAUCGUUGAAUGAGAUAUUUAACGAGGCACUCGCUAAAAUUGUCACUCGACAAGUUCUGGGUUUGGAUGAACUGGUCGACCUGCUGACGCUUAUAAAUCUAGCCCAAAUCUCUCAAUCCGGCCCAGAUGAAAUUGUCGGAAAACAAUUCUAUCUAGCCUUGCGGAUUAUCCGACUUUCAUGCGACCAGCGGGACUCUCAUUCUAACGCUGCAUUACAGAGAUUGGUAUGGAGAAGGUGUAUGAUAGAUAGCGAUUGGGAGCAAACAGGAGAGAUGGCUGAGCAAAUUGGAACGAACAUGGAAUCCCUUCUCUAUGGCACUGCGCUCUUCCGUACCCUCUGUUGGUGUCUCAAGGACGCGCGUGACGAGGACUCUAACUACCCGAAGCUUUUUGUUCCUAAGACUCCGCACGACGUGUUGUUCAACGAGUCGGAGGCUGAUCUUAUAUCGUCACGUUUCCCCCCCGAGCGGCGGGUCCGAAUUUCUCGUGAUCUGGCCAGGGAAAAUGAGAUUUUGCACCAGCAGAUGGAAAGGGGAAAGCUUGAUUUUUGGUUCAAAAAUCUUGUCGACUCGGCUGAAACCAUGCCACAGGGGCGCUCUGUGGCUUCUGUUGUUGAUGACCAAAACAGGAAUGUUGAUGAUAUCCAACAAGACUCACCUACUGAGCGGGCACAGUUGAGUUGGCUCUAAGGUUUUUAACACCAUUAUUCGGUUAUAUUCGGUUAUACGCUGCUUAUUGCCACAACAUGCCCGGAAAUACUUGGCAUGGGGUAAACUACGUUACAGCAAAAUAGCUAUCGUUUCGCCUUCCACUCUGCCUUUCCAUUCUCACCCUUCGAUCUACGUUGUUAUUUGACCUGUUUUCGAAAGACUUAGCAAUGCAAUGCUCUUGACAAUUGACCUCUAGCUCAUUAGGCUGAGGCGCCUGCAUUUAUUAAUCCGCGUGAUGGAUUCUUUGAGCGCAGCCGACACGAAGCAGACACCGCAAGUACAUAGCGCAAGCAAAAAGAUCAUUCUCCCAUUUCCCAAUCCAGACACCUGCUGGUCUGGAAAUUGAUAAAAGCCCAUUCAUGGUUCCCAUCGCCUA
This is a messenger RNA of Aspergillus ibericus CBS 121593, 4390 nucleotides long. RefSeq names its product putative nuclear pore complex subunit Nup133. The transcript has 4 exons. NCBI's taxonomy places the organism in Eukaryota, Fungi, Ascomycota, Eurotiomycetes, Eurotiales, Aspergillaceae. Gene Ontology annotation, cellular component: nuclear pore outer ring. The record is from RefSeq and is a predicted model, not a curated record. The coding region runs from base 1 to 3993 and encodes 1330 amino acids. Gene Ontology annotation, molecular function: structural constituent of nuclear pore; protein binding. Gene Ontology annotation, biological process: poly(A)+ mRNA export from nucleus; transcription-dependent tethering of RNA polymerase II gene DNA at nuclear periphery; protein import into nucleus.